UAAUUCUCCAAGCAUUUGAGAAAGAAAAACAAAAGAAAAGAAUUCUUCAAGCAAGCAAGAGGAUGUCUUCCUUUCUGAUAUCGCGUAGGCUCUCCUCUAAGCUGUUAAAACUCUCUCCUUCUUCUCUUGUUUAUUCUCAUUUCAUCUCUCAAGAAACCCAAAUCCAUGGCUUUACAUUCUGUCCUCAGUCACAUUCCUCCAUUUCCCCAUUUUCCCACCAGCAAAACCCCUUCAAUCAAAAUACCCCGUCAAAGUCGAGACUCUUUUCAGCAUUUCUAGGAGAGAGAGCCCAAAUCCCUGAUGUGAAGAACAAGGAAAUGACUCCACAAAGAGCAGGUCUUCUUUUUUGAUAUCACGAAGGCUCUCUUCUAAGCUGGUAAAAUAAUUUUAUAUAAUGUCUUCUGUUCCUUUUCAUUUCACCUCUCAAGAAACCCAAAACCAUGGCUUUAGAUUCUGUGCUCAUUACUCCAUUUCUCCAUUCUCUCAGCAGCAAAACCCCUCCAAUCAAAAUAAACAUGGUUUUACCCUGUCAAAAAUGGAAAUGUCCAGAUAUUUUUCAACAUUUAUUAGAGAGAGAACCCAAAUCCCUGAUGUGAAGAACAAGGAAAUGACUUCAACAAAACCCUUGAGUUCAAGUAUUUAUACCCAUAUAACAAAUCAAAAACCUAGAUAUUUGUCAAGCUCUUCAGAUCCUGAGAAAUCCCAAAAUGAUCCAAGCAAACUACCCAGUUUCAAGCAUCAAGAAACAGAAAAGCCUGAUGAGUCCUCAGAAGCUUUUGCGAGGUGGGUGAUGAAGAAAAUAUUUUUGCCGACCAAAAUUGUGUCUUAUGGGACUACUUCACACUGGGCUUGAUGCUUUGAUUUCUUCUAUGAUGGGAGGAAUAUCAAUACUACAAGUGUCUCUAUUAUCUGGCGCCCUUAUCAGAACAUAUCUGAUGUUUAUUCAACGUGCCAAAUUAUUAAAGUUUGAGAAAUUGUCGCGGGAAGGUCAAGUCGACAUUAUUCUUCUGAAGAAGCUUUGGCUGAUAAAUGAUUUGCUUUUCCUUCUACAGCUGAUUCUACAGCAUACGUUGGUGUUGUUGGGUAUAUUUGUUUUGUUCGCCUAGUUGUUAUGUAUGAGAAUAACUUCGCCUCAGUAUUAGUUUUAUUAUUGGUAAUUUAAUAACUUUUUUAAUUAGGAAAUUGGAGUAUGGAACCACCGGACUAAGCUGGCUAGGCAGUUUUGUCAUUGUUAAUUGACAGGACUGAGAAUGGAUGUUAAUGGAGUCUCUCUUAUCUAUGGAUAUUUUUCUCUUUUUGUUAGUAAUUGCUUUAUUUUAUUAACUAAACUUGUUGGUUACUGUUAUGUAUUGAGAGGAUUAAUUAAGUAAUUAUUGCCUGUAACUCAAUUGGGUAUUGAAGGCAGUCAACCAUUUGGUGUUGUUGCAUACUUAUUGUUAAUAAACAAAUAUGGCUAAGCUUGAUCCACGAUAAUGAUCUCUUUCUCCUUCUAUUUCUUUCUCUCAAUUAUGGUGACUAUAGUACUUACAGUAGUGUAAGUCAAGGCGCCAUUUAAUGCUUUUCCGUAAGCAUGCAAAGAGGCUGCGAGAGAAUUAGACCAGUUUGCUUCUCAUCAUGUCCCAUUAUCGGGCUAGUUUUUUCUUUUUCGGAUUUGGACUCAUGCAUGACCCAUCGGGCUGGUUUCCUUUUUUUCGGGUUUGGGAUCAUGCAUGACCCAGCUUGUCAUGUGUCUAAAGUCCUUUCGAACUCUGAACCUAAUUUACUCUUGCGGGUCUUGACUUAGAUCAAAAAAGGUGGUGUAAAGCCGGUGGUUAUCAAUUGUCCAACGGUUAUUAUAAGCGGGUAUUGAAUAAUUACAAAUGGGUGUUUAAAUUAGACGGUGUUAAUCAUUAUCGGCAACUUAAGCAAGGAAGACAAAUACCAAGGACAGCAGAAAGGUUUUUUAGAAAACAACUGCAAGAGCAGCCUCUCAAUCAGCUGUUUUUUCAAAUGUCAGGCUGGAUGAAGGCAAGGUCAGUGUCAGGAACCCAACAAAGCCUACAAUUAAUUAACAAAAUCACUUGCCUGCAAAGAAACUCCUCCUCGUAAAAACCUAGUGAUUAUCAGUACCCAUCACAAUCUCCUCCUGUGAUUUGCAGACAACAACUGUAUCAAAACAAGCAUAGUGAUUAUCAUUAAUAUAUUUAUAUAUACCUUGGAUUCACCACUCAUCCCUUUGUCUAGAAUCUUUCCUUUCAUUGCCUGUUUUAUAUAAAUACAGCAUUGAUGCAAUAGAAUUCAUUUCUGAAAUUUCUUUUUCUUUCUGCUGCCUCUUGAACUCGUCCAUUUCUCAUCAGGAAUAUUGCAUAGAAAAUUAAAACCUGUAUUUUAAAUCCUUGUACGUAGUGUGUAAUGUUCUUUGAGAACAAGAUCAUCCAGACAAGUUUUAGUGCGAGCUCUCCAACAGUCUGCAUAAGUCAUCAUGUCUCAACCUCAAAGAGUUGUGGUGGUCCAAGAUGCAUCAAGGGAUAUUAGCCCCAGCGCGAUCAUAUGGCUGCUUGAGAACUUUUCAUUUAAGGCUGGAGAUGUUCUUAUACUCUUUGGAGUUCUUCACCAGGUUAAUAAUCCUAUGGGAUACAAGGUAAAGGUGGAUUCCAGUUCGAUCUUUGGGGUGAAUCCAAAGUAUAUUGAAGAAGAAGUUGCCAAGAAGAUAAAUGAGUACUCUACCAAUGUAGAAAUUGUGAGAAUCUCUAAGCACUGCGAAGUGGAACAGAUUGAGUUUCGUAUAGAGGUACGUCCGGGACCUACUCCAAAGGUGGUUGCAUUAAAAGCUGCCAGAACAUUGAAGGCAACAUGGGUGGUUCUUGACAGGCAAAUGAAGAAAGACAAGAAAUACUUCAUGGAGAGGCUCCAAUGUGGGAUAUCAAGGAUGAAGCGUGACAACACUAUUGAAGUACUCAGACAACCAAAAUCAAGACUAAACACAAUCAAACCUCCAGAAAAAACAACUCAGACCAGAACUCAAGUCAGAUACGAUGAAAUGAUUCCAGGAAGCCCAAGGAAAAGAGUCUCUUCCCAGAAUCACUUGACAGCUCCACAGUUCAGCUCCAGCAAAGAAGUAUACGUUGAUCGCAGUGAAGAUAUCUCUCGUGGAAGCCAUAGCCAGUCGACUCCUUUUUCUAAGUCCUCAAGUGAUCAGGCCAUGACAGCUACUACUUCAACUUCAAGUCUAAUAGAUACAAAGCAUUCCUCCUUCAGUUAUCAAGAAGAAGAGUACACAUAUACUGAAAAAGAAACUGGUGAAGAGCAAUCCCCAUUUUCAAAUGCAGAGAACAAUGUUCAUCAUGGAGGUCAAAAAGAGGCAACUGCAGAAAGCCCAAAUGAACACAAACACAACAGAAAGUAUGAUGAUUGGAUGGGAGGGGGUCCAACAGAUGAACUGUUCCUAAAUUCCAUUUGUUCAAUUUGCAAGAACAGGAGACCAAGGAUUGGAUGGAAGAGAGACUUCACUUAUGCAGAGCUUCAUGCUGCUACUGAGGGAUUUUCCCCCAAGAAUUUUCUAUCUGAAGGUGGUUUUGGUACUGUUUACAGAGGAGAGCUUGGUGGGCUGAAAAUAGCUGUAAAGCAACACAAAAGUGCUAGCUUCCAAGGAGAGAAGGAAUUCAAGUCUGAAGUUAAUGUACUAAGCAAAGCUAGAAAUGAGAAUUUGGUGAUGCUUUUAGGUUCAUGUGCUGAAGGAAGCCAUAGGCUGCUUGUUUAUGAAUAUGUCUGCAAUGGUUCGUUGGAUCAACAUCUCUCAAAACAUAGCCGCAGACCGCUCAGUUGGGAAAAGAGGAUGAAAAUAGCUUUGGGAGCUGCAAAAGGCUUGCAAUAUCUGCAUGAAAACAACAUCAUCCACAGAGAUAUGAGGCCAAACAACAUCCUCAUCACCCAUGAUCAUGAAGCAUUGCUUGGAGAUUUUGGUCUUGCAAGAACUCAACAUGAUGAUUCAGACCACUCAUGGGAGACCAGAGUCGUUGGAACUCUAGGAUACUUAGCACCAGAAUAUGCAGAAUGUGGGAGAGUAUCAAACAAGACAGACGUUUAUUCGUUUGGCGUGGUGCUGUUGCAGCUAAUCACUGGACUCAAGACUACAGACAAGAUCCUUGGAGGGAAAAGUCUUGUCGGAUGGGCAAGGCCACUGUUAAAAGAAAAGAACUACCCAGAUCUAAUCGACCCUCGGAUCUUGGACUCCCACGAUGUGCAUCAACUCUUUUGGAUGGUUCGUGUGGCUGAAAAAUGUCUCAGCAAGGAUCCUCACAAGAGAUUAACUAUGGAUAAGGUGGUAUAUGCUUUAAAUCAUGUGAUGGAAAGAGACGAUUCAUGUGGAAUCAGAUGGUACUCACCAGUACACUCGAAUUCAAUAAGUAGCACUCCAGAAUCAUAUGAUUCAAUGGAUGAUGAUUCAAGUUUUACAGUCAAAACUGGAUCAACGAGCAGCACGAGUCAGAUGAGUGUAAGGCUGCCGUCAUUAUCCCCACUAAGACUUCCACCUUCCCCUCCAUUGCGAUUCAGUAGCCAUUUCUACAAAAGGAUAAGUGACAUUCAGGAUUCAUGAAUGGCCAACUUCAGGGCUCAGGCAGUGGAGAAAGUUCACAAGAUAAGAUGUAGUGCUUCAUGGUGAGAUUGUCAUUUAGAUAUGAUAUCCCCCUUUAACUUCAAAUGGAUGAUUAACGCAAAUUAAUUAUCUUGUUAUUAUUCCUGGACUUUGGAAUAGUUCAUGGUACCUAAAGUUUUAAGCUUUAUAAUUAUGCUUUCUGAAAAACUAGUUUCAAUAAUGCAUUGCCCCAAUCAAAUGUCUACCAAACAGGGCAAAAUCAUGUAUAGACCCCAUACGUACAAUCGGAAGCUUUGACAUUGUAUCAGUCAAGAUAGAACCUAUUUUAGUGAUUUGUCUUCAAA
Molecule: messenger RNA, 4920 nt
Organism: Manihot esculenta (cassava)
Lineage: Eukaryota; Viridiplantae; Streptophyta; Magnoliopsida; Malpighiales; Euphorbiaceae
Product: inactive protein kinase SELMODRAFT_444075-like
Exons: 10
Coding region: 2462-4576 (704 amino acids)
Biological process (GO): protein phosphorylation
Cellular component (GO): plasma membrane
Molecular function (GO): ATP binding; protein kinase activity
Source: RefSeq, a predicted model, not a curated record